AUGUCCUUUGCACAGCUCCCAUUCGAGCUGCGCACCUACAUCUGGAGCCUGACAGACAUCGAGCCCCGUUGUAUCACCAAUCACCGCAGAAAGGGCCUCGAUAUCCUCUACGAGACGACAUCCGCCCCGCCGCCCGCCGUCGUUCAGGUCUGCCGCGAGGCUCGCCAGUAUGCGCCGUAUAGGCGUGCAUUUACCGCCGGUACCGAGCCGCGCUGGACGUGGGUGAACUUUGCGCUCGAUAUUUUUUGCGUCUCGAGUAUAAUGUCGCUCGGCGAUAUCAAGUCUCAUCGGGGUGAAAUUCAGCGACUCCAUAUUCGAACCGACGACGACGAGGAUUGGUAUUAUAAUCUCGCAGAUUAUAAUGCCAUGCGUCCUCUUUGUGAGUUUGACAGCCUUGUGGAGGUCAGGACUGUGCUCGAGCCUGGGGAUUGGUGGUGGGGGGAGAUAUGGGCCGAUGAGAGCUCUGGGCUUGUUCUGAGUGGACCUCAGCUACGGAUGGUUCGUGAUUGGCACUUUAUAUUCUCAUUCGAUAGUGAUGGGAACCCCCCCAGCCCGGAGCGACUCCUCUCAGAUGAGAUCGCGUGGGCUUGGGAUGAGACGAUGCAUCUAACCUUUGCACAAAUGUACUACAUAGGGUAA
Emericellopsis atlantica is the source of this 639-nucleotide messenger RNA. RefSeq lists its product as uncharacterized. The transcript is spliced from 3 exons. NCBI's taxonomy places the organism in Eukaryota, Fungi, Ascomycota, Sordariomycetes, Hypocreales, Bionectriaceae. The record is from RefSeq and is a predicted model, not a curated record. The coding region runs from base 1 to 639 and encodes 212 amino acids.